Molecule: messenger RNA, 2923 nt
Organism: Polistes canadensis
Lineage: Eukaryota; Metazoa; Arthropoda; Insecta; Hymenoptera; Vespidae
Gene: l(2)41Ab
Product: coiled-coil domain-containing protein 40
Exons: 8
Coding region: 182-2890 (902 amino acids)
Biological process (GO): axoneme assembly
Cellular component (GO): cytoplasm
Source: RefSeq, a predicted model, not a curated record
UGAUCUAUUCAAUAGCUAUUGAUUUAUAAGCAUGUACAUACAAUAUACGUUACUAUGGUAACUCACACAAUCUAUUUGAUCAUCACAAGAUAUUAGAUAUACGUACCUAGUACUUUGAAGUUUUUAGUAGAAUAAGUGGUUUUUUAUUUUGAUUUAGUUAGCCUAUUUUUAAUAUUGUACAAUGUGUGAGACAGAAGUACAGAACCUAUCAUCUCUUAAAUAUGAUUCAUCUACACUUAAUCCAGUAGAGAAUUCAAACAAGCUAUCCAAAUCAUUUUGGAUAGGCAAAGCCUCUGUACAAGUUCCAAAUGUUAUAGAUCCGGAUGAUGCAUUGAUGAAAAGAUUUCAAAGUGCAUUAAAGGAACAUCUUCUUCGCUUAAAUAAUAAGCUUUCAGAAGAAAUACUUGAUCUUGAAGCACUUGUAAAAUCUACUAAAAAGAAACAUGAAGAAGAAAGUCUACAACUUUAUUACGCGCAACAAGAAAUUAUGCAACAAGAAAAUACUAUUGAAGAAUACAAAAAUACGUUGAUGAAACUUACAUCUUUACGAGAAGAAAAGAAUCAGAAAGUUAAUGAUAUCAAAGAAUUGCAUAAAAAAGCAAAAGAGAAGAUGCAGGAGGAAAAAGAAAAAGAAGAUAAACUUUUACGUGAUUUGCAAAAAAUGACCGCCUUACAAAAUCAAUUUGCCGAUUGGGAAGAAGAAAUAAAACAAUGUUUAAUGAUUUCAAAGAAAACAUGCCAAAAAGAUGCAAUUCUUCAGCAAGAAUUAAUUAAUGAGAAACAAAAAAAGGAUUGCAUUUUAUUUAAGCUUCGAGAAGAAGUCUGGAGAUUGGAAGAAGAAAUAAACAAUUUUAAUGAACAAGUACAACUAAAACUUAAAGAAAAAGUAGCAACAAGUCAAUUAGUUGCAGAUGCAAAUGCAGAUUUAGAAGCUUUGCAUAGAGAACAUACAAAUUUAAGUAAUGCGUGGAAUGGAGUUGUGUUAAAUAUCAGUAAACGUGAUAAAAUAUAUGAUCAAUUAACAGAAGAACGCCAAAAAAUGCAUGAUUCCUUCAAUGCAUUACAAACAGAAAUAGAAAAAUUAAAAAAAGAAACGCUUAAAGAAUCAGAAAAUAAUGAAAAUUUAACAUCAUUACAAUCAAGAGUAGAAGAUGAUUUAGUAGUUAUCUCAAAAAUGGUUUCAACGGGAAUUGAAAAAAUCAAUAAUCUGGAAUCUGAAUUGAUUAGAAUUACUAAAUUUGCGGAACAAACUCUGAAUGAAUAUAAUUUUACGAACGCUGAAUAUCAAAAUUAUUUAAAUAAAGAGGAACAAAUCGAUAAAGAAUUAGCUAAAUUAAUGAAUUGGAAAAUGGAACAAGAGAAUCUCAUUUUUGAGAAAUUAAAAGAAAAAAUUACACACGACAAAGCAGCACGUUAUUUAAAUAAACUCUUAAUGAAUACAAAGAAGAUGAUACAGGAACAGGAACUUUUACUUGUUCAAGUAGAAAAUUCAUAUGGAAAGAAUUUAUUAGAGAUGGCGAGAUUAAAUACUUCAAUAGAAAAUGAAAAAAUAGAAUAUCAAGAACUUUCGCAAAGAAAUAAUGAAAAGGAAAAGGAUAUAAACGAAUUGCAAAAAGAAAUAAAGAAAUCUGACGCCACAAUUGAAAGAAAACAAAUGAAAGUUAUUACUUUAAACAAAAUGAUCGAUCAGAUUUUAGAGAGUAAAGGUGGUGAAGAAAUCAGUCCGCAAGAUUUAAAAAUACUUACUUUAGAAAAAAAUAUUCAAGAUACUGAACAGAAUAAUCAAAGAGCACAACAAUUUUGGUUACGCCAGCAAGGAUACAUGGUUACAUUGAGUCAGCAAAGAGAUGAACAACUUCAGCAUCUUAAUCUUCUUAAUAAGGAGGUUACGAUAAUGAAGCAAAAAAAUAUGAAGAUACAAUAUCAGUUAGAAAAAUUUGAGAAGGAAGAUGCAAACAUGAAUAAGACAAUAAAUUUGUUGCAUCAGAAACUUUUGCAAUUAAAUGCAAAUCUUGUUGUUCAAAAGGAGCUUAGGGAAGAAUUAGAAGAUAAAAAUUGUAUUAAGAAGAAUGAAUAUUUGACGUCAUUGGAAAAUGCAGAGUUUGAUCUCAUAAAAUUACAAAGAGAUUUACAAGUAUUAACAAAUGAGAAAGCAACUUUAAAUGAAGAACUAAGUACAGCACAGAGAGAAAGCUUAUCUUGGGAGAAAAAAGUUCAAAUAAUACAAGAAACAAGUAAAGAAAUAAAAAGUGAACGCACUAGUGGCGGUGAUAUAGCAGUAAUGAAGAGUGAAAUUCACAGAAUGGAAAUGCGUCUUUCACAUUUGAAAAGAGCUCAAGAAAAGUUAAUUAACGAUAUGGAGUUUUGUGUAGGAAGACGAGAUGUUAUUUUGAAUAAAGUUAUGGGCAAGUUGAAGAAAAAUCCUAAGGAACAACAAAAUCAAAAAAUAGUGUUUACCAAACGUAUUAAAGAUCAGAAGUUAAAAAUAAAACAAAUCUUAAAGGAAAUGAAACAAAUAGAAUCUAAUAUAUUACAAAUGGAAGACAAAAUGAAAGAAAUGGUAAAAGAAUUAGACGAAAAAAGACAAGCACUAAAGGGGAUUGAAGAUACUAUUCCUGACAUAGAUCAGGAAAUCAUGAAAAUGGAUAUGCUUAAAAGUUAUAAAUUAAAAUCAUUAGUGUUUAAACAACGUAAAGUAAAAUUGCUUCAAGACAUUAAAUCCGGUCGUUACAAAAUGCUUUUUAAAAAUGAAGCAUUAUUGAACGAUGAAUUACAAAACGAACGAAUUCUUCACAGUUAUUUAGUACAUGUGAUGGAGCAAACGAAGCAGGAUUUUCCACUUUUGAAAAAUAGUAUACAUAAAAUAAUAUUGACGUUACAAUUAUUGUAAUAAAAAAAAUUUCAUUCGAUUAAUGCAAUACAA